Messenger RNA from Cuscuta campestris, 4093 nucleotides. The record is from the annotation of a GenBank genome assembly. Lineage: Eukaryota; Viridiplantae; Streptophyta; Magnoliopsida; Solanales; Convolvulaceae.
AAAAACAAAAACUUCCACUAUCUCUAAAUAUUUGUAUGUAUAAAUAGAACAAAAUUGUAUUCAAUUUUAAAUCUCAUGAACCAAGAUCCUGAAUGUGGUAGGUGGCAUACACCACUAAAGUUGGCAUAAAUUUUUAAGUAAUUAUUUUUUACUUUUAAACUAAAAUUUUCUUGUCAAUGGAUUGUGGGGACAAACUAGUUUUUACCAAAGCUGUUCUUUUGGUUCUAAACAAAAAAAAUUAUUUUAAUAUUGUAUAUUAAAGAAUGAAAAAGAUUGGCAAGGGGGGACAAUACAUUGGAAAAUAUUCUAUUGAGAUUGAAUGAUGUAACUUUACAAUAAUUUAGUUAAAAUUUAAAACACGGACAUUGACAACACAGAUAAAGAAAAAAUGUGUUUGUGAGAAAGGUGAGACAAACUAUCUCAAUCAUAUAUACAAUGACAUAUUGUAACUUGGUCACUUUGGAACUAUGUUUCACUCUUAGUUUUCAGGAUCACUUGUACACACCUCCGCCAACAAAAAAAACUUUACAUUACCCGUUCAAAUUGGUAAGUUUUUUCGUAGACAGAUAGAGAAUUUUUCUCAAGUAAAAAAAGGUUUAAUUGCAGAGUUCAAACAAAUAUUACGGAGUAAAAAAUUAAAAUGAAUUAAUAAAGUAAAUUCAGCUGGAAAUCAAUUAUGUGAAUCCAUUAAUUAUGAAAAAUUGAGACAACUUCAAUUCUCAAAUGAUAAAUACACAUAAUUGAUUUCCAAUAGAGUACACCAUUAUUUAUCAAGUGACACCGCUCGGUGAUCAAAGGGAUAUGCUUGCUCUUCCUCAGGAAGGGAGCAUUACGGUGAAGCAUAAAUUAAAAACAAAAUUUAAAAGAACGGCAUCAGUUCUCCAAGAUGAUCUUUAACUUCAAAGAGAAACUCAGACGCAAAUUACCCAUUUGAAAUGGGUUUCAUCAUCUGCCCAAUAAUAUAUAAAUCGAAAGGAAAAUAAAAAACAAACAUAAAACGAACAAAAAUCUUCAAAAAAAGGAAAGUUUUUGAGCGAUCAGAACCUGUUGGGAUUCAUAUUAGUCAUCAACCAAAAGAGUCAGUGGAUUGACAGACAAAUGAUUUCUAACAUCACUUCACUCGACCAGAGAUUAAAACUCUGUACCAAUUACAGAGAAAGAACGAAAAUUAAAACGUCAGGAAAAUCAAAAUCUGCAAAAGAAUGAACGAAAAAACUAAGAUUUAAAGGAAACAGAGUCAUCAGAUAGGAGCGAAAGACUAUAAACGUUUUUGUAAUCACAGAGAUUAUCAGUUGAACUAUGCACGAAAUCAUCACCUGACUCUUCUUCUCAUCGGAGAAAUCAAUAAGCAAAAUAAACAUACAAAAAAAGUAUUCAAUUCAUCAGGUAAUCUAAAGGAAAAAUGACGAAUCUAUGGAGCCUCAGAAGGAAGGCAGUAGAAUUGUCGUAAUCACGAAUUUUCAUACACGCGAUUCAACUAAAUCAUCACUGGCAGAUCAAAUCCAAUCGGAGAAAAACUAACACACACACACACACACACAGAAACCUCCCAUAGCCCUUUCAGGCUUUCUGGAAACUAAGAAAAUGGGGGGAGGAAGAAGACGGUGCUAGAGAUAAGUUAAGAGAUGGGAUUGAAUCGGAGAAUGGUGACGAGUUAUAUAGGGAAGGAAGAUGAGAGAGAUAUAUGCGGAAGCUGAAAAUGGCCACACCUACGGCGACUAUGGAGGUCGGAAACGACGGUGUUGCCGUGAUCACCAUCACCAAUCCCCCCGUCAACGCCCUAGCCAUUCCAAUAAUUAAUGGCUUGAAGGAUAAGUUCACGGAGGCUGCUAGGAGAGACGAUGUCAAAGCCAUUGUUCUGACCGGAAGUGGUGGGAGAUUCUCUGGUGGUUUUGACAUCAAUGUUUUCGAACAAGUUCACAAGCAUGGGGAUGUGUCUGUACUACCUGAUGUUUCUGUUGAGCUACUUGUCAACCUGAUUGAAGAUGGAAAAAAACCUGCUGUUGCUGCCAUUCAAGGACUUGCCCUUGGAGGUGGCUUAGAAUUGGCAUUGGGAUGCCAUGCUCGCAUUUCUACACCAAGAGCUCAACUGGGCUUGCCCGAGCUUUCCCUUGGGGUUAUCCCUGGCUUUGGAGGUACACAACGCCUUCCAAGACUUGUGGGAUUGCCUAAAGCUAUUUCAAUGAUGCUGACAUCUAAACCCAUAUUGUCUGAAGAAGGGAAGAAAUUAGGUCUCAUUGAUGCAAUUGUUACCCCAGAAGAAUUGAUUAAAGUAUCACGGAAAUGGGCACUGGAUAUUGCUGGAAGGAAUAAACCCUGGAUACGAUCCCUUCACAGGACUGACAAACUAUGUUCUCUUUCUGAAGCACGAGCUUUAUUGAAGGAUGCUAGGCAACAGGCAAAACAGACUGCCCGCAAUAUGCCACAACACCAGGUAUGCCUUGAUGUGAUUGAAGAAGGCAUUGUUCAUGGAGGUUACAGUGGAGUUCUAAAGGAGGCCAGAGAUUUCAAGGAGCUUGUAUUGUCAGAUACUUCAAGAGGGCUUGUUCAUGUGUUUUUUGCACAAAGAGCAACCUCGAAGGUUCCUAAUGUUACUGAUAUUGGUCUCAAACCAAGGCUAAUAAAAAAGAUUGCUGUAAUUGGUGGAGGUUUAAUGGGCUCUGGGAUAGCUACAGCUCUUAUUCUGAGCAACAAGUAUGUUCUUCUCAAGGAAAUUAAUGCCGAAUAUCUUCAAAAAGGGAUAAAAUCAAUAGAAGAAAAUGUCCGAACUUUGGUAUCAAGGAAAAAGUUAUCUCAAAAUCAAGCUGAAAAAUCCCUUUCAUUACUUAAAGGUGUAUUGGACUACUCGGAGUUUAAGGAUGUUGAUAUGGUUAUUGAGGCUGUGAUUGAGAAUGUUCCUCUAAAGCAACAGAUUUUCAUUGAUAUUGAGAAGGCGUGCCCUCCUAAUUGUAUACUGGCAUCUAACACAUCUACUAUAGACCUUAACGUAAUUGGUGAGAAGACCAGAUCUCAAGAUAGGGUUAUAGGUGCUCAUUUUUUCAGUCCUGCUCAUGUUAUGCCUUUGCUGGAGAUAGUUCGGACAGAGAAGACUUCAGCUCAAACAAUUGUUGACCUUAUGGCUGUUGGUAAAGCAAUAAAGAAAGUACCUGUUGUGGUGGGGAACUGCACUGGUUUUGCUGUAAACAGGACCUUCUUCCCAUAUGCCCAAGGAGCACAUCUUCUUGUCCAUCUUGGAGUUGAUGCCUUCAGGAUUGAUGCCCAGAUUACAAACUUUGGCCUUCCGAUGGGCCCUUUCCAACUUCAGGAUUUAACAGGAUAUGGGGUAGCUGUUGCUGUAGGAAAACAAUUUGAUGCUGCUUUUUCUGACCGUAUAUUUAGGUCUCCUUUAAUUGAUCUCCUCAUCAAAAGCGGUCGAAAUGGCAAAAAUAAUGGAAAAGGAUACUACAUUUACCAGAAGGGAAUGAAACCAAAACCAGAUCCUUCUGUGUUUCCAGUUAUAGAAGAGUCUAGAAAGCUGAUGAAUAUUAUGCCGGGAGGGAAGGCCAUAUCUGUGACCGACCAAGAAAUAGUUGAGAUGGUGCUCUUUCCGGUAGUGAAUGAGGCAUGCCGUGUUCUUCAUGAAGGGAUGGUUGUCCGAGCCUCGGAUCUGGACGUUGCAUCUGUUCUUGGAAUGAGCUUCCCUUCUUACAGAGGCGGAAUUGUUUUCUGGGCUGAUACGGUUGGAGCUGGCCAUAUAUAUAAAAGCCUGAAGAAGUGGUCAGAACUGUAUGGUAACUUCUUCAAGCCCUCCCCUUUCUUGGAAGAAAGGGCACUCAAAGGCAUUCCAUUGAGCGCUCCCGUUGCACCGACCUCUUCAGCUUCAAGAUCACGUCUGUAGACCGUGUUUCAACCAUCCACAUAUGAUCCCCAAAAUUGGGAAUGGCAAAAAAAGAACACUUAAAAUCAUACAGUGUUGGGGGACCUAAUAAAAUUAUGUGUUUGUUUUGUUGCUAGAAAAGAAGGGUUUACUUUUUGAGUUAUUAAAUGUUAAAAACUAGUUUUGAAUAAUGUAUGAAAUUCACAACAAUUUCAUUAAUAAAGAUGUGUGUAACUA